GGGAGGCGCAGCAUGAGCGGGCGCCCCCCCGCGGCCGCCGGCGCAGCGCCCCCGCGCCAUGGAGGGAUUCCCCGCCCGCGGGUACGGCACCGGCGGCGCGGACAACCGGCCGCUCUUCGGGGAGACCUCGGCCAGGGACAGAAUCAUCAAUCUAGUUGUUGGUGGCUUAACAACCUUGCUGCUUGUAGUCACUCUAAUCAGUGCUUUUGUCUUCCCACAACUACCUCCAAAACCUGUGAAUGUAUUUUUUGCUUUCUGCAUCUCCUUGUGUUGCAUUUCUGCUGGCAUUCUUAUCUACUGGUAUCGACAAGGAGACCUGGAACCCAAAUUUAGAAACCUAAUUUACUACAUAUUGUUUUCUAUUGUCAUGUUAUGUAUAUGUGCCAACCUGUACUUCCAUGAAGUGGGUAAAUGAAGGACACUGGGAAUACCCAGCAAUGAUGCUACUGUGUCAGACUGCUUCCAGCUCAGCUCUCAGCUCUACUCGAGACAUUUAAGUGAGAACCAUCAGCCUGAGAGGAAAGAAAUGGGUUGUGCAAGGAUAAAUCAGUACAUGAUUUUCAUGUAAAUGUAUAUGUAAUGUCCCUCUUGUUGGGGAGAAUUAUUGCCAUAAGACGUGACAUUCUGCUUUUUUUUGAAGAGCUACUGUUGCGCUUAAUGAACAUUCCAGUUGUACUGAUGUUUCAGAAUGGCACAAGCUUUUUCAUUUUGGAAAAAACUGCACUUUUUUUAUUACUGUACAAAUAAACUGCAGCACUGAAAGGAUCUGUGGCAGUAUAAAUAAAUGGCAUCUUACAGUCAA
Molecule: messenger RNA, 802 nt
Organism: Oenanthe melanoleuca
Lineage: Eukaryota; Metazoa; Chordata; Aves; Passeriformes; Muscicapidae
Gene: TMEM243
Product: transmembrane protein 243
Exons: 4
Coding region: 59-415 (118 amino acids)
Source: RefSeq, a predicted model, not a curated record